Messenger RNA from Salmo salar (Atlantic salmon), 5277 nucleotides. RefSeq lists its product as uncharacterized. The record is from RefSeq and is a predicted model, not a curated record. NCBI's taxonomy places the organism in Eukaryota, Metazoa, Chordata, Actinopteri, Salmoniformes, Salmonidae.
UACAAGUCUGCUUUUUGGUGUAUACAGUCCCCCCAAGGGGUUCUUUGGACACACACAGUAUUCAUGUAUUCUCUGUUCGUCCAUUCUGUGAGACAUUAAAGUUGUGAUUUUGUGUGCAAAUGUAAUAUCCAUAACACUGGAAUGGCCCUAAAAAACAAAUACAAGCAGUAUACUAAACUAUUACACAUGUACAAGAAUAGCAAGCUCCUUCAUCACAUCAGCUUGAAGCAUUUAAUCAAGUUACUUGUUGAACCUACAUUCAACCAAAACUUCAAUCACUUGCUUACUGCACAGCCCACGGGAGAGAUAUCGGUGUGAAAUUGGAUUUGUAGAAUGAGUGGAGUUAUUUUCCAAACCAGAGGUAGUACUCACACUGAUGUUGUUUAUGUGGCGUUCUGCGGUAGUGGUCCAGCUCCUGUCUGAAGGUCUCUGUUGAAGAGCAGCACAGGGUCCCCUGUCUCCAUUAGGUGGGGCACCUCUGUGGAGGUAUGUGGCCCCCUCCAGAAAACCUCUCUCUGGCAUUAGCGUUCAGCAUAGAUGGCUUCCUCUGAGGAACUCAACACCAACCCUCCCUCUAUGUAGGGCAGUGGCUUGGAGAGGGUCGAACGCUUCAUAAGAUGGAGAAGGUGGGCUUUGGGAGGGAGAUGCAGGGGAUCCUAUCCAUCAUCAGGGAGGAGGGGGAAAUCGGGGGCGGACAUAGUCACUUUUGGCUUUACUCCCCGUGACAUCAUACCGACGAAUCUUCAUCCCCCAGUAACUCACUGAAACUUCAAAAAAGCUCUGGGCUUCAAGAAUAGGGAGGGACAGGAUAGGGACUCUUUACUGAGCUCACAAACAUCAUGUUUAAGUUCAGAGUUCUCCUGCUUUAGGCUGCUCAGAGAUCCUUAACUCCAAUCUUCCUCUUUUCACAGACGCUCUACCUCUCCUCCUCAGUCUGUCUCAAAACGUUGUAUCAUCAGAGACUACAUCAGUAGUAGCCUAGAUUCGAUGGAUAAACGAGGCUAAAAUAGCUAUUAUUGCUGAAACUUUAAAGGCAAUAAAAAACAAUUUCAAUGUCGUAAAAAUGAUCAUGCGACUGACCCAAUUCCGACACUUCCGGUUUCUGUCAUCAACAUCAUUUACGCUAAUUUCAGUAAAUCCAAAAGUGUCAAUGAUAGAUUGGUGAGUUGCUUGAACAAAGUAAUCCACUUCAACAAGGAAUGAAAUCUCACAACUGCAAGACACAAGCAACAAAUGAGCAACAAUUGCACUCAAUGGACGUAUUGCCACGAUGUGAGAAACAAAUGCAAAGUGUCGCCUAAUUUGCAUCGCAACAAUGCUAGUUUGCAACCACCAUAGCUAGCUAACUUUAAAUAUUAACAGUUAGGUUGUUACAGUCAGUAGCUUGUUAUUGUAAGCUUUGUUAGAUUUGACAGUAAGCAAGGUUUGACAUGGAAUGUAUGUUGCUCUUGGUCGGAUAGCAACAUAGCUAGUCAUACAAUAUUUUGAGUACCAGUUUACUAGUUAGCUAACUAGCUAGUAAAGAGCUAGCUACCAGUUUAGCUCAUUUCCCCAGUGCAUUGCUAGCGAACGUUAGCUAGCUAGUUGUCAACAGGAAGUACAACACUUCACACAUUUAGCGAAAUACUUUAAGUGGUAAUCUAGCUAGUCUGUUAACGUUGGUUUUGGUCAGAUUUGAAUGGAGAACCAACUUUGACCGUCCAUUUUGUUUGUUGUCAUUAUCUAACGUAAGCUAGUUAGCUCAUUAACACGAGUUGCAAACUUGAGUUAAAGUGACUCUUAAGCCUAAAUUCAAAAUGUGGCUCCAGCAAAGACUAAAGGGCCUACCAGGUGUGCUGUCAAGCAGCUGGGCUAGAAGAAUGCUCAUUGGACUGCUGGUUUUCCUCAUCUUCUACUGGUACCUUAGCUCAGAGGGCGCUUUGAGGUUGUUUAGUGGCUCAGGCCAAUCAGGGGGGCCUGCCGGACAAUGCCUCCAGACUGAGAUCCACAGGUGGAAGUCACUGGUGGACCGGGGGGAGGGCAUCUACAGCACUCCCCAGGAGAAAGCGGUCACGCCUUUUGUCACAGGUAACGGCCAUUUCCUGGUGGACAUUGACUCCAACAGACUGUGGGUGGCCUCGUCCUCCCAGCCCGGCUCGGCCCCUGUCCACCAGACUGAGUAUUCGCCCAUAGUGGGUGUCCACCUCCCUGGGAAGCGAGCCGAGGCGAGUGCAACCAUGCUCUGGUUCCGCAAAGGGGCUGUCCUGUCCGUCCACUGUGUCCUCCCGGGGGACAGCUCCGGGUCAGCCCGUGACUGCCUCACCGUCCGAGAGGAGUUCAUCGCCCACCGCAGCCGGCCCAACGUCUACCUCCAGAGGAUCCACGUCAACAACCCCUCGGAGCGGGCCGCCACCCUGGAGGUUUCCACUGAACCGUCCUUGUUCGGGAGCAAGUUCUCAGCCAGCGUGGAGAAGGUGGAGGAAAAAGAGGUGGUGUUGUCGUCAGGCCGCGUGGUUCUGCCGGAGAAGAACCAGAUAUUGCUGGUGGUGGUGGCCACCAAGAAGCUGGGCAGCCGCAUCCAGGUGGCGGCCAAGUCGGAGUACGCAGAAAGUGUGCUGUCGGUGGUGUGGACGUCGGAGCCCAUUGAGUCGACCAAGUUGCAGGAGACCUUCACUAGGCUUAGAGAGGGGGCCAAGAAAGAGCUGGGCGAGCUGCUGAGGGCUAACAUAGAAGAUCUGGUCCAGGACCACCAACAGGCCUGGAUGGACCUCUUCAUCUCUGGGGUGGAGAUGCGUAAGAUCACUGACGCGCAUACGCCGUCCAGCGCCACGGUCAACACCACACUCUACUACGUCCUCUCGGCCUCGCCGGCACCCCUGCUCGACCGCCGUCUGGGCGCUGAAGAACGCGCCCGUCUGGAAUCCAGCCUCAACUACGCCGACCACUGCUUUAGUGGGCAUGCCACCAUGCAUGCCGAUAACCUGUGGCCAGAGCGGGUCAGCAGUGUGGCCCAAGUCCUGCAGCUGGUCACCCUGUGGACCCUCACCCUGCAGAAGAGGGGUUGCAAGGUGCUUGUGGCGGCAGGUGCCCAUGGCGUCAUGCAGGGCGCCGUACUCAGCUUCGGAGGCCUCUCCUUCAACGAAAACCACCUGCAGUUCCAGGCGGACCCGGACGUGCUGCACAACAGCUACGCGCUGCGAGGCAUCCACUACAACCAGGACCUGAUCAACCUGGCUGUGCUUCUGGACGCCGAGGGCAAGCCCUUCCUGCACGUGUCGGUCAAGCCCUUCCUGCAUGUCUCGGUCAAGCCCCAGGAGAAACCCGUAGCUCUGUACGCCUGCGAGGCGGGAUGCCUCAACGAGCCGGUGGAGCUGACGUCGUCAAUGGUAGAGUCCAAGGGCCACGUGUUCCCGGUGAUGGUGACGCAGCCCAUCACACCACUGCUCUACAUAUCCACGGACCUGCGCCACCUGCAGGACCUGCGGCACACACUGCACCUCAAAGCCAUCCUGGCACACGAGGAGCACAUGGCCAAGCAGGACCCGGGCCUGCCCUUCCUCUUUUGGUUCGGCGUGGCUUCUCUCAUCACCCUUUUCCACCUCUUCCUCUUCAAGCUCAUCUACAAUGAGUACUGCGGCCCCAGCGCCAAGCCCCUCUUCAGGAGCAAGGUGACGAAGCCAAGUGAGGAAAUGGAAGCUUAGGAAGCAGCCAUGACAUCACAGGUGCAGAGUAGCAGCCAGCGAUGGCAGCAUGAGACAAAUUACAUUUCCAGAAAGUGUGUUACUGUACAUGUCAUUAUUUGUCAAUGAUUUGUAUUGAGAUGGUCAUCAAUGUUUGACUUUCGACAUGUUGGAGCUGAAUUCAGAGAAAGAAGCUCACCUCACCUGAUGACCUCUUUCAUUGGCAAGGCUAACGAAAGUCUGUCACUGUUUACAAUGCUUCCAUUUGUUUUGGCUGGAUGACUCCCUCGGUUUGAACGAAGAAUAGGGAUUCUAUUUAUAUGGUUCUAGACAUAGCUUUGUUUUGUUUCUACCAUAUAGAAUUCUGAAAAAUGUCAGUUAUUCCUUCACCUUUUUUCAAGAUGGUGGAAUCCUAACCCAAGCCCACACAUAUAUUUUACCCUGCGAUCAUAACCAAGUGGGAUGGUGGUAUUUACCACAUAUGACUGGGGAAAAUCCACUUGAAUGCCCCUCCAACUGGUAAUUACUAGAGGAAAAUGUAUUUAUCAUCCCUGAGCUCCUACUUCUCCCACAUGGUGACCUCUGACGUCACCCACUAAGGAAAUGACCUCGAUAACAACAUUUUCGGCAAUUUAAUCCAACAAAACAUUAUUUAUAAAAAGCAAUCUAUUAAUAUUGUUUUUGAACACUAUAAUUUGAUAAACUAAAAGAACAGCUAUUAUGCUGUGGUUGACUCAGCUUGUUGGGUUGGCAGCGUAGCCUAGUGGUUAGAGCGUUGGACUUGUAAUCGAAAGGUUGCAAGAUCGAAUCCCCAAGCUGACAAGGUGCAAAAUAUGUCCUUCUGCCCCUGAACAAGGCAGUUACCCCACUGUUCCUAGGCCGUCAUUGAAUAAAGGUAAAUUGUUGGCCAUUAGCCAAUCUGCAUUUGUCAAUGAGUUCAAUGCAUGUGAAUACAUCCAACUGGUAUUUACGACUUCACAAGUGGUUAUUAUCGCAACUUUAAGAUAGGAUUAGUCCCUAAGAAAUCAUCUCCAUUAAAAAUGGAUUGAGAUGUAAACAUUGACAUUUAAAUUAGUUAUUUUAGUUGGUUUACUUAAAUGGGUUUUGUAGCCUGUAUGUUUCCAGUUUCCACUUCGCACUGUUCACUCUGACACAUUAAACCAAUAGAAUUACAUUUGGACAUGUAGUAGAUUUUCUACUUCAUACAGGCUACUCUUAACAUUUAAAUGUUAGGUUAAUUAAUCCACCAUGAUUUAGUGAAUUUAUGCACAUUAUCUUAAUGUUGUUUAAAUACUCCACAGUUACUAGAUAAACUGAGUUUCUACAACUGAUUUAUUGUGAAGUGUGACUUAAUUGUUUUCUUCAGUUUUUUGUGUGUUUUUUUUGCAUUUAUUGUUCAUCUUUGUUUAUAUAGCAUUUUUAAGGGCUUUUUUCGAAUCUGUUUUUUUGUCUGUAACUAACUACUGAGUGUGCCUUAACAAGUUUAAUUUAUUCUGAUUACACCUAGAAUUUGGUUGGAUUGUAUUUGAAUAUUGUAUGAAAAUGUGAUUUGGGAGAAAAUAAAAAUGUACGUUGUAAGUUGAUUUCAAUUUGGCUAAAAAAUAAAUGUAUACAAAGA